Canariomyces notabilis is the source of this 1402-nucleotide messenger RNA. RefSeq lists its product as uncharacterized. The record is from RefSeq and is a predicted model, not a curated record. The coding region runs from base 444 to 1184 and encodes 246 amino acids. NCBI's taxonomy places the organism in Eukaryota, Fungi, Ascomycota, Sordariomycetes, Sordariales, Chaetomiaceae. The transcript has 3 exons.
CUCGAUUUUAGGUAGACCGCAUCCUGGAUCCUGAACAGGCUGAAUGCUCUGCACGGAGGUGGUGGGGCAGAACGCGAUUAUGAAGCCCUGACGAGUACCUACAGCUCUUCCAUCGUCCUCGUCUUCAAUGGAACCCCGUUCCAAGCGCCUGGAGCAGGUCGCUGGGGCGUUCCAGAAUCAGAUAAAAUGGCCGAUCCAUUUGGAAUCCUUGGUCUGAUCGGCGUGGCCACGCAAAUUAUACAAAUCGGCGUGAAAUUUGGGCUGAAUUGGAAGGAUGCGCCCGCUGAUGCCAAAAGCUUCGUCCUCGAGCCUCAGGCUCUGAUAUCGGUUCUAUCCGAGACUCAAAAAAACAUCCUUGACAACCGAGACUUCGCCGACAUAUUCCAAGGCCGACUUCUGCCUUGCUAUCGCAGCUGGCGGAUUCGACCACUGACGCUCGGCUUAUGGUGACAACUUGUCAAUUGGAGUUGGCAGCUCUGCUCAAGGAGUUACAAACCAGAUGUCAAGCUCAUCGAGUGGGCUGGGAACGGCUGAAGGGCGCUUUUCUUGCCAGACAGACGCGGGAGGCUGUCCAGAAUCUUCAUAGGCAGUGCCAAAUCUUGAACAGCAUGGCGGCAAUUGACGCCCUCACUCUUGGAGCGGAUACCAAUCGCGAGGUCAACAAUAUUCGGAAAGAACUGCAACAAUUACGAGGAGUGGUCGAUGGGGUGCAGGAUUCUCAAGCCGACUGUGAGGCCGCCCGAGAGCGCAGGGCAAUUCUCGACUGGAUUACCCCAAUCGAUUAUGCCACGCAACAAAGCGACUUCAUACACCGGCGACAUCCCGGAACUGGGGAAUGGCUCCUCGACUCGGCCGAGUUCAAGAGAUGGUUGGGGACAAAGAAGCAGACGCUCUUAUGUCCGGGCAUCCCCGGAGCCGGAAAGACAAUUCUCACGUCAAUCGUAAUUGAAGAUCUUGUCACUCGCUUCGGAAAAGACGAAAGUGUCGGGAUUGCCUAUGUAUACUGCAAUUUUCAGCGGAAUGAUCAGCAGAAGGCCGAAGACAUCCUCGCGAGUAUUCUGAAACAGCUGGCUCAUGCACGAGCAUUGUUGCCCGGCGAACCCGGCCAUCCCUUGAUGAAAUCUAUUCGUUCCCGAUGUUAUAGAGAAAUUCCAUGGCAGCAUGCUUCUGGAAAUCCGGGCUAGCGAACAGGACGUGCAACGAUACAUAGAAGCCAACAUGUCACGCUUGCCAUCCUUUGUCGGACGUAAUCCGGAUCUUCGAGAGGAAAUCAAGACUGGGAUUGUCGGGGUCAUCGACGGCAUAUUCCCUAAUGGGAAAGAGGUCACCCAAGGCUCUUCGAAUAGCUCUAAAAAAUCUGCCGUCCGGUUCAGAAGCAUACGACCGUACAUACAACGACGCA